AUGUUCUCUAAACUCAUCACCCUUCUCUUCACCCUCUUCGCCCUCGCCACGUGCCAAUACUACGGUGGAUAUCCAACUGCUGGCGGUUACUACGGUACGAAUGGAAUCUAUGGUGGCAGUGGUUAUGGAUAUGGAGGUUAUGGUGCCCCUGCUUAUCCAGGACAGUAUUACGGUGGAUUCGAGUAUGGAAGUCCAUACGGAUAUGUUGGAAAGAAGAAGUAA
This is a messenger RNA of Caenorhabditis remanei, 222 nucleotides long. RefSeq lists its product as uncharacterized. Bases 1 to 222 code for a protein of 73 amino acids. The transcript is spliced from 2 exons. NCBI's taxonomy places the organism in Eukaryota, Metazoa, Nematoda, Chromadorea, Rhabditida, Rhabditidae. The record is from RefSeq and is a predicted model, not a curated record.